Cercocebus atys (sooty mangabey) is the source of this 1515-nucleotide messenger RNA. RefSeq names its product glycine--tRNA ligase-like. The record is from RefSeq and is a predicted model, not a curated record. Gene Ontology annotation, cellular component: mitochondrion; cytoplasm. Gene Ontology annotation, molecular function: glycine-tRNA ligase activity; manganese ion binding; metalloaminopeptidase activity. Gene Ontology annotation, biological process: mitochondrial glycyl-tRNA aminoacylation. Lineage: Eukaryota; Metazoa; Chordata; Mammalia; Primates; Cercopithecidae.
AUGCAUAUGCACUAUGCAUUUGAAGGGGAGAGCUUCGAAGUGAUUAUUGGUCAAAUGACAGUCAUCGGUUAUUACUUUCUUGUUUAUGGUGUUAAAGGGACUGUGAACCUCAGCCCAUUUUGCGGCCAUAAAUCAGCAACUUGGAGAAAGUACCUGCGCCGCUGUGCGCGGCUGCGGAAGAACCCUGCUGUGCAGGCCGCCUCAGUGGUGGUGCGGCCGGGAGGCAUCUACGCUGGGGUCCUCUUUCGCCAGGAGUCCUUCUUUCACUGGGUGUUCGGUGUCACCGAGCCAGGCUGCUACGGCGUCAUCGACGCUGACACUGGGAAGUCGGCCCUGUUUGUGCCCAGGCUUCCUGCCAACCAUGCCACCUGGAUGGGAAAGAUCCAUUUCAAGGAGCACUUCAAGGAGAAGUAUGCCGUGGACGACGUCCAGGAUGCAGAUGAGAUUGCCAGUGUCCUGACGUCACAGAAGCCCUCUGUCCUCCUCACUUUGCGUGGCGUCAACACGGACAGUAGCAGCGUCUGCAGGGAGGCCUCCUUCGAGGGCAUCAGCAAGUUCAAAGUCAACAACACCAUUCUUCACCCAGAGAUCGUUGAGUGCCAAGUGUUUAAGACGGACGUGGAGCUGGAGGUUCUGCUCUACACCAAUAAAACCUCCAGUGAGGCCCACCGUGAGGGUGGCUCUUGGAGAGAUGAGCUCGAAGCCAGAGGCCACAGCCCAGUGCGCCAGGAAGCUGUCAGCCAGGAGCAGCCACCCGCACGAGUGCGCCUGAAAGCUGAGUGGCAUCGGGUCAAGUCUCAAUUCACAAGGAAGGAAUAUGAAGCGGUCUACCUAACACCCAAUAAGGAAGCAGUUGGUAAGGCAUAUAAGAAGGAUGCAAAACUGGUAAUGGAGUAUCUCACCAUUUGUGAUGAAUGUUACAUUACAGAAAUUGAGAUGCUGUUGAAUGAGAAAGGGGAAUUUACAAUUGAAACUGAAGGGAAAACAUUUCAGUUAACAAAAGAUGUGGCCAACAUGAUGAGAUUCCAGAAAACACUCUAUGUGGAAGAAGUUAUUCUGAAUGUAACUGAACCCUUCUUCAGCCUGAGCAGGAAUGAACAUAUAUUCCAUGUAAGAGAAGGAAAUGAACAGAGAACAUUCCUCAGUUUCCCUGCUGUAGUCACUCUAUUCAAAUGUUAUGCCCUCUCACUGAGCCAAAACCAGGAGUUCAUGCCAUUUGUCAAGGAAUUACUGGAAGCCCUGACCAGGCACAGGUUGUCUCACAAAGUAGAUGAUUCCUCUGGGUCAAUUGGAAGAUGCUAUGCCAGGACUGAUGAGAUUGGUGUGGCUUUCAGUGUCACCAUUGACUUUAACACAAUGAACAGACCCCACACUGCAACUCUGAGAGACUGAGAUGCAACGUGGCAGAUAACAGCAGAGGUCUCUGAGCUGCCUAGUGUAGUCCGAGAUCUGACCAGUGGCAGCAUCAUAUGGGCCAAUGUGGAGGCCAGGUAUCCUCUCUUUGAAGAGCGAUGA